CUGUAAUUAAAAUAUCUGAGAUUUUAAGUAAGUAAGCUGACAUAUGUAAAUUAGCAUUGGCAUUCUUAUGCAUAAUCAUAAUUACAUGGACAAUGGACAGCUCAAGAGGCCCCAUGUUGAGAGCAACAGCCGUGAACAUGUACGUGAGGGCAGAGGUCAUGCACGCUGGGUAUCCGCCGGUCACCUGACGUCUCUGGCGGAGUUUACGGGUGACGGCUCCUUUAAGAAAACGGAACUGAGCCUCGGCUUUUUGACGCGCUGAGGAUGUGGGCAGGAAACGCCAUGCAAGACGAGAGAGGCGAUCACGCUUCCCAGCGCCGUUGCACAAUACGGCUCGAUGAUCAAAAUGAGCUGUAAUCGUGCCCGCUGAUGUCCAGGGGCCGUCUUUCUCCUCGGAUCUGCGCUCCGCGGCCGUCACAGAGCUCGCUAGGAGGAUUUUACCGGCGUGGGGUUUGACUCCUAUCCGAGCGAGAGGGCAGCCUUCCCAGCCUGCUCGGUUUGAAAACAUCGGGGCUGGUCAGCGGGUAAAGGAGAGAGAGAGAGAGAGAUAGAGAUAGAGAGAGAGAGAGAGAGAGAACAGGCUUCCUAGCGGAGGAGGAAAAAAAAAAAAAGGAGGUGUCUGCCUAUUUCACCCCCCACCCCAGCCACAGCCAUGAGGGAGUACAAAGUGGUUGUUUUGGGGUCGGGUGGAGUCGGGAAAUCCGCGCUGACGGUCCAGUUCGUGACGGGCUCCUUCAUCGAGAAGUACGACCCCACGAUAGAGGAUUUCUACAGGAAGGAGAUCGAGGUGGACUCGUCCCCGUCGGUGCUGGAGAUCCUGGACACGGCGGGGACCGAGCAGUUCGCCUCCAUGCGAGACCUGUACAUCAAGAACGGCCAAGGCUUCAUCCUGGUCUACAGCCUGGUGAACCAGCAGAGCUUCCAGGACAUCAAGCCGAUGAGAGACCAGAUCAUCCGGGUGAAGAGAUACGAGAGGGUGCCCAUGAUCCUGGUGGGAAACAAGGUGGACCUGGAGGGGGAGAGAGAGGUGUCCUCCGGGGAAGGCAAGGCGCUGGCCCAGGAAUGGACCUGCCCGUUUAUGGAAACCUCAGCCAAAAAUAAAGGAUCGGUCGACGAACUGUUUGCAGAAAUAGUCAGACAGAUGAACUAUUCCACUGUUCCCAGUGGUGGCGACCAGUGCUGCUCAUGUGUCCUGCUCUAAAGAAGAUAACAAAUACUACAGACACAGUGCAUCCGGGCUGAAUUUAAAGCUUCUAACAUGUCCUACAGGCUUUUUUUUUUUUUUUUUUUUUUUGCUAAACUAUUCUCUCUCUCUCUCUCUCUCUCUCUCUCUCUCUCCUCACACUGUUGUCUUAUUGUUGCACACAAACACAAAUCGACGACGACGACAACAAUCGAUGAUGUAUUAUAGUCUGGAAAAGUGUUUACAUGACAAAGUACUUGAAUGUUUUGGGAUUUUUUUAUAGCUUUGUAUAUGACACUUCUCUGGAAAUGUGCCUCAAUGGGAAUGUCUUAUUGUGAAACCUAAGAGACACUUGUUAUUUUUUUUUUUUUUUGUGGUUUUAAUUGUUGAGUUGUACUGUUACAUCUUCUAGGCCGGGUCCAUCUGUCUGGGGGUGGGGGGGAGUGUUCGGGGUCACUUUGAGGGUCACUUUGAGGGUAUGCUUCUGUGGAUUCGUCUACUUUUUUUUUUUGCCUGAGAGCGGCGGGCCUGAAAGCGCUUAAAAUCGCUCUUAAACGACUCAAUUCACCACUCAAGCCUUGCACAGGUUACUCAAAUCGUAUCUCCUCAAUUUAUUUCCCCCAAAAGGUCAGGUGUGAUCCAAGAGGUGCAGAUCGCCACCCACUAAGAAACUGUAUUUUAAGCUGUGGAUUGUGGUGGAGUUGUGUUAGGACUUUAUAUUCUAGUUUUUAUCCCCUCCCUUUCCGGUCUGGUGAAAGUGGAUUUAUCUUAAAACUUGCACUUAAGCUGACGGUGUCCCUCCUCAGUGUGCACAAACGAGGACCUUUAGUGCAUUGCUGUCGCUGCAUGGGGAACGCCACGACCCCAUGUCAAGUGCCUUCCCAAGAAAACUCCUGUGACUGUGCCAACUGAUGAGCCCUACUACUUCUGCAGUGCGUCUUGAUGGCAAUCAGAACUUUUUUAGCCGUUUUCAGUGAACAAUCUAAUUACAUUUGGUGUCAAAGUGAAAAGAGCCUCUUUCUACGUCACUGUCAGGAGGCUAAGCUUGUAUCAGACCUGCUGUUUCAGGGUCAGAUUCAGGCCGCUUCUCGAGGUACUAGUCCAACAAGAACAACAGAGUAACUUUUAACCUAUACUAGCAUUAUGGUUCAGUGAAAGGCAAGCCAUGUUUGUCCGUAUUAUCUAGAUUUUUUUUUUUUUUCUUUUCUUAAAAAAAAUAAUGUGACAUUUUUUGACUUACGGUAAUUGUUGAUUCUCCCUUUGGACAAAAUCUCAUGCCAUCCACCUGUCAGUUUCAAAGACUUGUAAUACAAAAAGCAUUUUACGUAA
Molecule: messenger RNA, 2512 nt
Organism: Anoplopoma fimbria (sablefish)
Lineage: Eukaryota; Metazoa; Chordata; Actinopteri; Perciformes; Anoplopomatidae
Product: ras-related protein Rap-2b-like
Exons: 1
Coding region: 653-1201 (182 amino acids)
Biological process (GO): negative regulation of cell migration; Rap protein signal transduction
Cellular component (GO): plasma membrane
Molecular function (GO): GTPase activity; GTP binding; GDP binding
Source: RefSeq, a predicted model, not a curated record